Messenger RNA from Lodderomyces oxycetoniae, 732 nucleotides. Its product is annotated as N-terminal protein methyltransferase. NCBI's taxonomy places the organism in Eukaryota, Fungi, Ascomycota, Pichiomycetes, Serinales, Debaryomycetaceae. Gene Ontology annotation, biological process: N-terminal protein amino acid methylation. The record is from RefSeq and is a predicted model, not a curated record. Gene Ontology annotation, cellular component: cytoplasm. Gene Ontology annotation, molecular function: N-terminal protein N-methyltransferase activity. The transcript has a single exon. Bases 1 to 732 code for a protein of 243 amino acids.
AUGCCGUUAAAGGUUCAAGAUGAAUAUUUGGAAACCGGGUCAAGCAUAGCUGCCGACUCGCAGAUCAAUUAUGAAGAUGCCAUAAGUUACUGGACUCUGGUUCCUGCAUCGGUGAAUGGAGUUCUCGGAGGUUUUGGUGAACAAACUGCAGUUCCCAAAGUCGAUAUAGUGGGCUCUUUAACUUUUCUUCGAAGAUUAUCGAGUCGAAUGAUAUGUCCCGCUGGAGAAAUGAAAUAUACUAUUGAUAUGGGUGCCGGAAUUGGUAGGAUCACAAGAGACGUGUUGUGGAAAGUGAGCGAUAAAAUUGACUUACUUGAGCCAGUAGUGCCCUUUGUAAAAGAAAUGGCAAAAGAGUUGGUUGAAGUAGAGAAAUUGGGGAAGUUGGGCGAGAUUUACAAUAUCGGAAUGCAGGAUUGGAUACCGGAUAAAAAAUACUGGAUGAUUUGGUGUCAGUGGUGUGUUGGCCAAUUACCUGAUGAGGCAUUGGUUCAAUUUUGGCAAAAGUGUCGAGACGCACUAAUGGAGAAUGGCACUUUGAUAGUGAAGGAGAAUAUUGCACCAGUGGAGGACAUUUUCGAUGACACUGAUAGUUCUGUCACCAGAACAGAUUCAAAGUUUAGACAGUUGUUUUCCCAAGCAGGGUUUAAAUUGAUUGCUACUGAUGUGCAAAGAGGAAUGCCUAAGGAAUUGUACCCUGUGAGGAUGUACAGUUUGAAAGUGAUGCAAAAAUAA